Molecule: messenger RNA, 1290 nt
Organism: Teleopsis dalmanni
Lineage: Eukaryota; Metazoa; Arthropoda; Insecta; Diptera; Diopsidae
Product: serine protease persephone-like
Exons: 7
Coding region: 144-1274 (376 amino acids)
Biological process (GO): proteolysis
Molecular function (GO): serine-type endopeptidase activity
Source: RefSeq, a predicted model, not a curated record
UCGGUUCUUGAUUUAAAUUUGCGAAAAUAUUAUUUGAAAAAAUAUUUAAUUCUACUUAAUUCUGUUUAUAAUAAUAAGUGCUCACAAAAUUGUUUAUAAAGAUAUAGAGCCUCCAAAAUCAAUACCAUAAACUUUUUUUGGAUAUGUUAACAGUGCCGAACCUCUUGUUGAUCUUUAGUGCUGCACAUCUGCUGAAUUCAAUAUGCGGGCAAAGUGUGGGAGAUUCUUGCACAAUAGAGUCUAUUCCUGGUAUUUGUAAAAGAUCGCCGGACUGCCAACAGCUGAGUGAGUACGUAAAACGUGGAGAUGUGCCGCCAGAAUUUUUCGGAUGCGGUGUGGCUACAAAUGAUAACUUAAUUUGCUGUCCAAACGCUCCAUUGGCGAAAAAAACUAUAUUGAAAAAACUUGAGCCUACUUUGGUCUGGACACAACCAAAGAAAACAACUACUGAACGGGCUACUGAAAAAGCUUGUCGUUUAUUAGAGGAUAAUAUAAUCGGAAAUCCAAAUAUACGCUUAUUUUCUGGUAGUGAGUCGAUUGUCGAACUUGGUGAGUUCCCUUUUAUGGUAGGAAUUGGCUAUAAAAACAGCACACCAGAUCGAACUUACGAUAUUCUCUGUGGUGGCACAUUGAUUGAUGCUAAAUUUGUGCUGACAGCCGCCCAUUGUAUUACGGGACAUGGUAAUACGCCAAUAAUAGUUAGACUGGGUGUAACCAAUAACACAGAUGUGGAACAAAUCAAAAAUGGCUUAGAAAUUCCAAUAAAAAAAAUUCAUGUACAUCCACAAUAUGAUCCUGAACUCAUAUACAAUGAUAUUGGAUUACUUGAAUUAGAGAAAAGUGCAAAGUUCUCAGUUAACAUCUAUCCUACUUGCUUAUACACCAAUAUUGAGGAUCCACCUGCAAAUUCCCAACUGUAUAUAACAGGUUGGGCAUCUACGAAAAUCUUUGAUCGUUCGGAUGUAUUACUGAAAGCUGCACAGAGAAUUGUGCCACUAAAUGUUUGUAAUAGAACAUUACUAAGAGUGGAUGCAGAAAGGAGUCUACAACAAACCCAGCUAUGUUCCGACGCUUUGAAAUCAGAAAAAAGUCCUUGUUAUGGAGAUGCAGGUGGACCUUUAAGUAUAGUAGUAGAUCCUACUUGGAGAAUAUAUCGCGUAAUAGGUGUAAUAUCAUCGGGUGUAAGCUGUGGUCUUAUACCACCAGAUAUAAAUACUCGUGUAGGCGCAUAUUUAGACUUCAUAGAGAAUAUUGUUUGGCCAAAUUUAAAAUAAAUUCAAAUUGACUUCA